Molecule: messenger RNA, 1998 nt
Organism: Psylliodes chrysocephalus
Lineage: Eukaryota; Metazoa; Arthropoda; Insecta; Coleoptera; Chrysomelidae
Source: the annotation of a GenBank genome assembly
AUGUACUUUACGCACCAAAAAGCACAAACAAACGGAAGCGGAUCACAAUCACCGUUCUCACCUGGACCUCAACCACCUAACGCACAGCGUCCUCUAAGCAGAACCGACAGCAGAACAAACUUCCCGUAUCGUCCUCCAUUUCCCAAUCAGCCACCUCCAGGAGGCAUCCAGCCAAGACCCCAACAAGCGAGACCACCGGGUCCACAACAGUUCCCUUCAAGAAACCCAGUGCCACCACCAGGACAACGUCCAAUUGGCCCUCCAGGUGUCCCAUCAGGAAUUCCCCCAGGUCAACCGUUUCCAGGAAGCCAGCAAAGAGCUAACUUCAGGCCACUGUCGCCUUUUCCAAGACCUGGAGUUCCGAAUCAAAGGCCUCCUGGGAUAUUUCAACAAAGAUCUGUACCAUCUUUUGGUGCUGUAAGACCACAAAUACCCGAGGAAGGUAUUAUCCGAAGUCAAACUCUGGAUUCAUCAGAGAAUGAGCCUUCUAGGAACGAUGAAAUCAAGAAUAUGCCACAGGAAUAUAUUAAAGCGCCCUCCAUAGCUGCUAUGAACAACAGAAGUUAUAGUUUGAGCUCGAAUGCGCCGCCAGAUAUAUCCAUUGAUUCAAAGGAAGAAGCCAGAAGAAAAUCAGUCAGUAGCGUUGAUAGUUAUGGAGAAGGACGACCAACGUCUAGGCCAUCAUCAAGGCAAGAUUCUACUGGAGGCUCUACAGAGAACUUGGACAAAAAAGAAGACAUUCCAUCCAGACCUGAAUCUCGAUCAACAUCAAGAAUGAAUAAAAUAGUAGAAGAUGAAGAUAGAUCUAGUUCUCUGACUGACGUUUCUCAAAAAAGUGUAGAAUUUACUCCAAACGGGAGCUUGGAUGUAGUAAGUAAGUCAGAUGGCACACCAAUACCGAAAACUCCAGAUUUAAGCCGCAAACCUCCUAGUGGAAGUCAUCUAGCUAAUGGUACUAAAGAUGCACCUACAAGGAACGAUAAAUACUUAGAUUUGGAUAAGUCGCCAAGAGUGAGAUCUUCCAAAAAAUCAGAAGGAGACAAUGACAGUGGGGUUGAUGAAUCUACCCAAGGAAAUGAACUGUCAAGUAACGGUGACAACAGAUCUCCGAGGAAGAGCUCAAAGUCUAGGACAUCAUCAUCCACGCCUGUAACUAGGUCUUUAUCCAGAGGAUCCAAAUCUCCUAGUCUAAAAAGUCCAGAUUCAAAUGCAACCACUCCAGGUUCAAUUACAGAAAAGAAAAAAAUUCCAAUGAAUAAAGUACAAGUGGGACAUGCCCCAUCGCCAAAUUUGAAAGUAGUUAAAUCGAAAAUCGGUUCCUUGGACAACGCAAGUUAUAAGCCCGGUGGUGGACACGUAAAAAUAGAAAAUAAAAAGAUAGAGAUUAAGGCUACGCCUAGGAUAGAAGCCAAAAAUGAUAAAUAUGUGCCUAAAGGUGGCGAAAAGAAGAUAGUUCACCAAAAAUUGCAAUGGAACGCAAAAUCAAAAAUAGGUUCGUUCGAAAACACCACGCAUAAGCCUAAAGGUGGAGACAAAAAAAUCGAAACGAUCAAAUUGGACUUCAAGGAUAAGGCCAAGCCAAAAGUGGGAUCGAAAGACAACAUCAAACAUGUACCAGGAGGGGGAGAUGUAAAGAUUGAAACCAGGAAGAUCGACGUGAAAGUAAACAGUAAGAUUGGAUCGCUUGAUAACGUAAAAUACAAGCCUGGAGGUGGAGAUAAGAAAAUUUUUGAUGAUAAGGAAUAUUUAAGACAGAUGUCAGCAGUAUCGAGUAUUGAACAUUCUCUGUCCACGUCCCAAAUAGGUAAGCAAUUGCUCAAUAACAUAUUAAUAUUAUUUAUCACCAAAAAUGUUUAUCUUUUACCUUUGCCAAACUUAUGCCAGCUAAAAAUCGAUGUAACAGAAAUUCAAAAACCACUUGUAGACUCUUCGUGGAAGAUAAAGAAACCUCAUACAUCACUAUCGUUCUGCAAUUAUCGUGACUGUCCAAUCAAUUAA